Lytechinus variegatus (green sea urchin) is the source of this 3990-nucleotide messenger RNA. RefSeq names its product protein FAM102A-like. NCBI's taxonomy places the organism in Eukaryota, Metazoa, Echinodermata, Echinoidea, Temnopleuroida, Toxopneustidae. The record is from RefSeq and is a predicted model, not a curated record. The transcript is spliced from 8 exons. The coding region runs from base 87 to 1001 and encodes 304 amino acids.
AGAAUAUUUCUUAUCUUUUAAAUUGCAGGGAAGAAAUUCAGGACCAUGUUGUUCACUGGGGAACAAAGUUUAGCUUCAACUGCCGAAUGAGCGCCAAUGCUGCCACAGGGAUCCUAGAGCCGUGCUCAUGUAGAGUCUCAAUACGGAAGGAGGUGAAAGGAGGCAAGUCAUACACGAAGUGUGGUUUUGUUGACAUCAACCUUGCGGAGUUUGCUGGAGCAGGUUCAACAUCCAGGAGAUAUCUUCUUGAAGGCUACGACUCAAAGAAUAGACAAGACAACAGUACAUUAAAGGUCAACAUAGGAAUGUUAUUAAUGUCCGGUGACCCAUGCUUCAAAGCGCCGGAUUUCAAGCAGCAUCAGUUACCGUGCGACAUGACAGCAGAGACGUUACUCAUGGGUAAUUCGUCGGUACGGAAUGGUGAUGAGCUAACAAGAGGGGGCAGUAUAGCUAGCAGUAGUACAUCAAGUAAUAGUACAAGGAGUAAAGGCUCUAAACACAGACCGAACGUACUCACUUCAGGUCUAGUAUCGCCAGCCGAACCCGAAGCGCGCAUUUCGGAGGAGAGCUUUGAACUCGGUCAUUCCAGGUCAUCAAGCUAUAACUCGCAGCAAUCGAGGGCAAGCGGGUACAGCAGUGCGCACUCGGCGUCAUCGGGCGGCUUCACCACGGAGCACUUCUCCAGCGCCACCAGUCUGACGGACCUACCGGAGAAAGAACAGAUGAAGGACGCUUGGAGAGGAACAGGAACCAAUGAAAGGAGAAGGAAACACGCCGAAGCAGAGGAGUCCCAGAGAAGAUUAGAUAACACGAGAGUGGAUGCAGAUGAAGUUAUCCAAGGUAUCAUCAACCAACAGGACUUCCAAGCAGAUGAGAUGUCAGGUGAGGAGGGGCUGCAGCUUUAUAUUGCAAGAGACGGUUCAACAGCACUAGGGAGUCAACAAUUAAAAAACAGAAUGUCAGCAGGUACUUUUGAGCCAGUCGUGAUAGACCAGAGAUAAUGCUGCCUCCUGAUUGGUGGACGUACACCUAUACUCUGCUGUAAUUGGCCCUUUCAAACGUGGACAACUCCUUUGGGGGGCGGAGCCAUCCAUCCCCUUACUCGAGGUUGCUACAUCUGUCUCUCUUUCUUGUUGAAAAUUGCAAUCCUCAACAGUAUUGUAAGAAUUGCUUUUUGUGGGGUGAGCGGACGGAAUCUAAUCUCUACAGCCACAUCAAAUUGGCAAUCAUUCAUUAUGCAUGGCAUUUCAAUCAUUUGAAUCAUUCGAUGAAGUAACUGAUGAGAUAGAACUGUGAUUUACGAGAUUUAAUUUCAGAUGAGAUGUCAAAGGUCAACUUUAAGAAGAGGAGAGAGUGUCGAGGAUGUUAGAAGUUUAGAAGGACCACACAAUGCUUUCAUGGUGAACAGUGCAAGACUCUUGAUAGUAUUCUAAUCAUUGUGAAUGGAGAUGCCCAUGUUCAGUCGCGUUUACCACUUGGCUACAGGACCAGCAUGUUCCCUGUGCAAAGUCUGCAGGAUGCACAGAUUACAGUAGUCAGCGGGUCCCCUUCAAGUCUCGCGUUCUCCAAUUUAGCGAUGCUUAAGUGCUAUGAAGCUUUCUAAUAGCAGAACCAAAUCCAGUGAAGGACAUAGAAUGUGGAUAAUGCUAUAUGGUCUUAAGUGAUCAUCCUGGUUUUAGCAUGAUUGUCCUGUAAGACCGUGAACGGCUCCAUCAUUUCCUGAUAGAGAGAGACCUAACUCCAACGAGUGAAGUUAUUGUGGAAAUUACAAAAAGAUAGUAGUUUUCAUGUUGCCUGUAAUUUUAGCUGUAAUGAGCAAUGCAAUGCAAUGCAACUAAAUCAAGUUAAUAAAAACCAUUAGAGGAUCCCUAUGUUGUAGGGGUAAAAAAGAAGGUUUGUUUUAAUCAUAUCUUCUAUUUUUUUUUACCUUUUAAGAAAAGGAAUCAGUAAUCUAUUUUCAGUGAAAAAUUUCCUGGAAAAAUAUUUCAAUCAGACAUUGAUAAAUCAUAGAUUAAAUUCCUGUGGUAAUAUCAGUUGGAGUGAACUUCAAUUCUUUUUCUUUUUGUUGCCACUGUGGGAUAUUAAUGAAUUUCAUUUUAUAUCCUAUUGAUUCUGUACUGAAAAAGGUGAUGCUGAGCUUUGUUUUUUAAUUUUUUUUGCACCAAGUAUGUACAAGCCAGGCCCUUACUCUAUAUACAUGUACAGUAAAUACCCAUUCUGUGAACAGUAUAGAAUAUGUUGAUGUCCUUCAGUAUGGAAUUAUGGAUGAAAUCUCGAGUGUGAAAUAUGUGAAUUGUUUGGUUAAAAUGGGUCUCUUGCAAUGUUUCAUGUUACUCCUGCAUCGCAAGAAUCGAGAUAUUUUGUUCUUGUAACGGAAAAUUGUUAAAAUUUAUCAUAUCUUCAAUUUCCCAUCAUGCUUUCUUCUAUGUAUGCAGCCGUACAUUUUAGGGUCCUUAUGCUGUCGAUGAUGUUAUGUAUUCAGUUUUCUACAUUUUCAUAUACAAGGAUUGUUAUAUGUUUACUUUGUUUAUUCUACUGAUCUGAUUAUCCCACUAAUCUUGCUUCUUCCCGUCUACUCGGCUUUGAUUCCUUUGCAGAAUCCAUUUGAAGCUUAAAUAAUCCCCAACAUCUAUUAUAAUCUCCUUUUCGCACUAGUAGCGGAAAGUCUGAUAAUCAUAUAAAGUCAAACAGCAUUUUUUUUUCAUAAGGUAUUGUACCAAACAAUAUUUUUUUUCCUCUCCAAUUGUAAGAGUAUUCUAUUAAGGGAAAGGAUGUAAUAAUUAGUAGGAGCAUUUAAUGUAUUGGCAUCUUAUUUUGGAAGAGUAUUAUAUACUGGUAGUACAAAGAUUGCUUAUCAGUUGCCUUCAUGAUCACAGUCAAGCUAUGGCACUUAACAGCAACAAUGUUUGGGUCUAACAUUAAUGUGUAUUAAUGGGACUAAUCCUAUAGUCCCAUCCAUUGUUUUUUGUGCAUGUGACUCCUGCAGUCUUUGGUCAAAUGCUUUAGGGAUUCUUAAAUAUAACAUAUGCUUGUACUCCUUUUUUUGCAUUGUAAUCAACAUUUUGCAAUUUAUUGGGAAGAAAAUGAAUUGAAUCAAAGCAGAAGAGUGAUUUAUAAAUAUUAGUUACAUUGAAGAAAAACCUUUCAUUUGCCAAUCUUUCAUUUGCCAGACAUGGAAUUCCAAAACUUAUCUAUUCAUGGUUUAAAUGCUUCCAUUUUUGUAUUUUAUUAUUUUGCUAAAAUUCAAAUUCGUUGCUUCCUUUGCACAUUAAUUUGAUUUGUGCUGACAUUUCUUCUGUUUUGAUAAGUGUGUUUAGAUUUUUUUUCUGCUGUGAAUUAUGUGUGCUGGUUAUCAACAAAUUGUUUACAUACUACUAGUAACCUUAAGAAAAACAGUUCCCUGUAAAAUUGUGCUAUGUUUUAUGGAGUGAGUCAGAAAAAAAAACAACUUUGCACCUAAAAAAUCACUAAUUUGAUGGAAAGCACAUCAUAAACAGUAUACUCUUAUAUUGAAAUAGUAUCUUUUUCCGAAUAAUUUGGUAACAUUUUAUUGGGUAUAUUGUUUUUGUGCUUGAAUAGUCGGAGGUAUUCUUUGCUGUGAUGUUAAAUUUGAUUUGUGUCACAAUGAUGCAUGGUUGCAGUGAAUGUCAGUGUAGUCAAGGUCAAUAUUCUCAAAAGAGGUUUGUUUCAAUGGUACACCCUGGUACAAAACCAUUGACUAUUCAGAUUUCUUGUACUGUUGCUCUUCAAUUGAAGGUGCCCUUUGCCUAACGCGUGCAUUUAUCAUAGGACUUUCCCAAGUGUAUGCAUUGCAAUAAGAGUAAUUAUGUACACAAUUCUGCAUGGUCCAUGUUUUUGGACCAUGGCACAUUUGAAACCUCUUUCAAGAAUACGAGCCUAAAGGGUAGCAGACAGGGUUACACUUCGUAAUUCUGAAGGUUCUUUAUUCCGAAGGUUCAUAAUUCCGUUAACGAAAUAAGGUUCGUUAAU